AUGCGCCCACUCCCUUUCAUUCUUAUUUUCUUCGCCUUUCCAGUCGUCGUGCUCUCAGAAUUGCACGAUUAUGACGACAUUCGUCGUCUGACACCUGCUGAAUACCGCGAACAAUUCGACACGAUCGUCGAUGAUCUGUCGGUUUGCGAAGAGGAAACGAACCGGAAACUGAUUGUUCUGGCUACUCACUUCGAGGAACAAGUCCGUUCCAGAAGUGACUCCCAUUCAACCUGUCGUUCCAGGACAACUUCCGUCGCAUUCUCUCUAACAAUGCUCGUCGUCUCUCGCAGAUUUACGAAGAAUUCGUGGCCGCAACCCAACGCAUCCAAACGGCCAAACAUGCCGCUCAGGCGAUCCUUGCCAACCGCACUCAGACCGCCCAGGAACAGUACGCGGCAGCAAUCCGUCUUGACAAACAGUUCCCACUGGUGAGCGAACGUUCCCGAUUGAUUCAUCUCAAUUUGUUCAGGAGAUGUCUGUGCUCUUGGAAAUUUGUGCAACAAUGGGAUACGCGACUACGAAGGAUGUGAUCGCCAGUUCUCUGAAAGACAUUCCGAAGACGAAGAAGCUGGCAGCGGACCUGGAGGAGUACUCGAAGGAAGCGCAGGCGACCGGAUAUUUCAUUGCGCAGGAGCUGCACGGCACGCCGUACGUGAGCAGAAAGCGCCAAGAAACCGCCCGCAAGACGUUCCUCGAGAAGUUCCCCAAGGCGAUGACCGUCCAUGAUCACAUUGUGAAGGUUCUGAACGGAGAGGAGAAGUUCAGAUCUGUUAUUUGA
Caenorhabditis sp. 36 PRJEB53466 is the source of this 778-nucleotide messenger RNA. The record is from the annotation of a GenBank genome assembly. Lineage: Eukaryota; Metazoa; Nematoda; Chromadorea; Rhabditida; Rhabditidae.